ACUUUUCAUAUGCAACUAAUCUUUCUCGCGCUUCAGUCUACCUAACUCACACGACAACAGCGUCCGCUAUGACGAAGCUUGUCUUUAUGAUAUAACGCGCUUAAGAGACGAAUGUCGUAGUCAAAAACCCUACAUCAUGCCACCGCGCUCAAAAGCCACGUCUCUCCUCCGGCGGCUCCGCAAUCCUACCGCCAGUUCGCGCUCCGCUCAAUGCUCAUUCGGAUCGCCCAACCGGAGUUUCUCAUCACCCUCGAAUUCCAGUCCCGCCGAUUCCGCAUACACGAGCGUUUCUCCCGAUGAGGUAUCUCACUUCAAUGCUCUCGCAUCCUCGUGGUGGGAUCCCCAAGGACCAUCCCGCAUCCUCCACCUCAUGAACCCGCUACGCCACGACUUCAUCUGCUCCUGUCGCUCUUCCGUUUUCGACGAUCCGCCCCCACCAUCCAACGGCCUAAAAUACCUUGAUAUAGGUUGCGGAGGCGGCAUAUUCGCCGAAUCCGCUGCCCGAUUACCUACCACCGCCUCGGUAACAGCGAUCGAUCCCAGCUCCGAGGUGCUCUCCGUCGCCAAGGCGCAUGCGAAGCGGGACCCUGCAUUACGAUCAAAAUUAACAUAUAUAAAUACCCCCAUCGAGCAACUCCCCGCUCCAAAUGCCCCCAACGACGGCUAUGACGUAGUGUCGAUAUUCGAGGUCGUAGAGCACGUGUCGAACCCGGCGCAGUUCCUAGACCGGUGUACACCGUUCGUCAAGCCGGGUGGCUGGCUGGUACUAAGCACGAUAGCGAGGACGUGGAUGAGUUGGUUGACGACGAAUCUUGUGGCCGAGGACUUGCUUCGUAUAGUGCCGAAGGGUACUCAUGACUGGCGAAAAUAUAUUAACGAAGAGGAGCUGAGAAACCAUUUCCUCCUGAAGAGGACGGAAUGGACCGAGCCAAGGUGCAUGGGGGUGGUCUACGUCCCGGGUCUUGGCUGGAAGGAGGUGAGCGGUAGCGAGAAGGUCGGCAAUUACUUCUUCGGCGUUAGGAGAGUAGUUGAAUCGACAUAAAAGGCCAUAAAAUUGAACUGUAUUAUAUUGAACGACGGCUGCUGUUUACUUUAGAACGGUAAAGCUUAAAGCUACUGGUUUUCUCACCAAC
Messenger RNA from Annulohypoxylon truncatum, 1133 nucleotides. Its product is annotated as ubiquinone biosynthesis O-methyltransferase. Gene Ontology annotation, biological process: ubiquinone biosynthetic process. Lineage: Eukaryota; Fungi; Ascomycota; Sordariomycetes; Xylariales; Hypoxylaceae. The record is from RefSeq and is a predicted model, not a curated record. Bases 137 to 1042 code for a protein of 301 amino acids. The transcript has a single exon. Gene Ontology annotation, molecular function: 2-methoxy-6-polyprenyl-1,4-benzoquinol methyltransferase activity.